CUUCUACGACAUGUCUGUAAGAUUGACAGUCAGUGAAUUGUUUGACCUCCAACCCAGAGCAAACCAACCAAUACGAUGUAGAGAUUACACAGAUAUCUCCUCCCAUAAUCAAGACCAAUCCAAUAGAUGUAUCGGGUUCCCCUAAUGAGUGCAGAGUACACAACCAAUGGUCUGACGUCUCAUGGAUCAGACUCGGAAGAAGAAGCGGAGUGGUCAGAUCGUGAUUUCGUCCAUCUUGUUGCAACAGGCAUGAGUGAUCACAGCGAUAGACGAAAACAGAAAGUGCGAAGAAAAUGUCUUGUGAUUACAGUGAUUUUUGGUUUGCUUGCCUUAGGACUUGGUAUAGUGAUAGGAUAUUUUUGUGCAGCCCAUAUUGUGCCGGCAUCGGGAGUGACUAAUCCGACACGAGAUGCUGACCCGACAAUAGCUAAGAAACUGAUGGAGGAGAUGAAACCAGAAAAUAUAGAGAAAUAUCUCAGGAAUCUAACAACCCAUCCCCACUUAGCCGGUACACCUGCAGAUCUCCGGCAGGCCGAGCAACUCAAAGCAUUCUGGGAAAGCGUUGGUUUCGACUCUGUGAAGAUCACCCCAUACGACGUCCUCCUGUCUUACCCAAACAAGACGAUACCAAACAAAAUCGUACUCCUAGAUGAAAAUGGAAAAGCGGUCCACACGUCGCAACUGAAGGAGAAGAUCUUGGAGCCAGAUCAGGAUCAGAAAGAUGUCGUACCGCCGUUUAAUGCGUAUUCUUAUGCUGGAAAUCCCUCGGGUGAUCUUGUCUAUGUCAAUUACGGCAGAUACGAGGAUUUCAAAUACUUGAUGGAAACUGCUGCGAUUGAUGUAAAAGGGAAGAUCGCCAUUGCUCGCUACGGAAAGAUAUUUCGUGGGGACAAGGUGACAUUUGCCGAGAAGUAUGGUUGUAUUGGCGUCAUCCUGUACAGCGAUCCUGAUGAUUACGCCCCUGCGACCGCGGGUGAUGUCGCCGUCUAUCCCAAUGGGUGGUGGUUGCCAGGCACAGGCGUCCAGCGUGGCACACUGUUUCUUGAUCGUGGUGACCCUUUAACCCCAGGGUACCCCUCAAUUGAUAGUGCCUACAGACUCAGCAUCAAUGAGACGGGUAUUCCAACGAUACCUGUCCAUCCCAUCGGUUAUGAUGACGCGCGACAGUUCCUAAAACAUCUGGCAGGUAAAGAAGUCCCAGCAGAUUGGAAAGGUACACUUAACGUCACCUACCGGUUUGGGCCUGGUUUCCAGAACCCAAAAUGGAAAAUUCAAGUUGACGUCUACUCAAUCAUGGAAAGAAGAACAACUUACAAUGUCCUUGGGACCAUUCGUGGGGCAAUUGAGCCAGAUCGCUAUGUUUUGGUUGGUAACCAUAGAGACGCCUGGGUAUUUGGUGCUGCGGAUCCGUCCAGUGGUACCGCUACCAUGAUGGAGAUGAGCAGGGCGUUCGCACAAGUGGUGAAAAGUGGAUGGCGGCCCCGGCGUAGUAUUAUCUUCUGUAGUUGGGGCGCUGAGGAACACGGGCUUGUCGGAUCAACGGAGUGGGUGGAAGAUUAUGCCAAGAAUCUUGCCGCACGGUCGGUGGCCUAUCUGAACGUGGAUAUCGCAGUACAGGGCAACUACUCGUUCAGGGCCAAGUGUAUCCCAUCUCUCUAUGACGCCCUCCUUCAUGCUGCAAAAGUAACGCCCAAUCCAAAUCCUGCUGAGGUUGCUGCUGGGAGGAAAACUGUUUAUGAUACAUGGAGGGCGAGUUUCCCUGGUACAGGCGACAGGCCAAGACUUCUCAAACUUGGCAGUGGAAGUGACUUUGCACACUUUCUGUGCUUCCUUGGUAUUCCUGGCAUUGACCUCCGAUACACAUACGAUGAGAUAAAAUACAAAGUGUCUUCGUAUCCUCUCUACCACACGGUGUACGAAACGUUCAGACUCAUGAAGAAAUUCAUUGACUCUGAUUUUCAGUACCAUUUAGCCGUGUCACGUAGUUGGGGAGAGAUGGCUCGUAAUCUGGCUGACUCACUCAUUCUGCCGCUAAAUUUCCGAGAUUAUGCAACAGAGUUGGAAGGUUAUUUCAACGACUUCAGUAAGGCAUACAAAGAUUUACUGGACAGCCAAAAAAUAAAAUUAGAUGAAUUCAAAUCUGCCAUAAACAAUUUUACCAAAGCAGCAAAUAACUUCCAUAAACGAGUGGAGAAAAUGGAUCGAACAAAUCCAUUUGACGUUCGUAAGGUCAAUGACCAGAUGUUACAGGUCGAGCGGGCGUUCAUCAACCCAGAGGGGCUCCCUGGGAGACCUAUUACGAGACAUGUGAUAUUUGCUCCGAGUAAAACCAAUUCCUACGCAGGAGCUAGUUUCCCUGGCCUCGUCGACUCCUUGUUUGAAAUCGAUACGCAUCCUGAACAGUGGAAGGUGUUCAAGAAACAUUUAUCGGUUGUGAUACACCUGGUGCGCUCGGCUGCAUCCAUGCUUAAUGAUGUCGUGGAGUUUUAUGUAUAGAUGACUGUAAAUCGGAAAAUAUUUGCGAAUGUCUUUUGGAAACUUGGGUCAAAGCUUAACUUAUAUCCUCCAGGGUGAUUUUAUAUUGCAAAGUGAUAUUGCUAUGGCUCUAAAUGUAUUCAAGAUUAUGUAUUUAUCUAUGCUUUUUUGGUCAUUUUGAUUUUGUUCCUUAAAGGAUAUGAAUGAACUUAAUUCUAUUGUAGAUGAUGAUUUAGAUGGAUGUGCUGUAAGCUCUGAAGUUCAAAAGGUGUAGGAAUCAACCUUGUUGAUCCACUUAAUUCUACUGUAGAUGAUGAUUUAGAUGGAUGUGCUGUAAGCUCUGAAGUUCAAAAGGUGUAGGAAUCAACCUUGUUGAUCCACUUAAUUCUACUGUAGAUGAUGAUUUAGAUGGAUGUGCUGUAAGCUCUGAAGUUCAAAAGGUGUAGGAAUCAACCUUGUUGAUCCACUUAAUUCAAAUGUAGAUGAUGAUUUAGAUGGAUGUGCUGUAAGCUCUGAAGUUCAAAAGGUGUAGGAAUCAACCUUGUUGAUCCACUUAAUUCUACUGUAGAUGAUGAUUUAGAUGGAUCUGCUGUAAGCUCUGAAGUUCAAAAGGUGUAGGAAUCAACCUUGUUGAUCCACUUAAUUCAACUGUAGAUGAUGAUUUAGAUGGAUGUGCUGUAAGCUCUGAAGUUCAAAGGGUGUCGGAAUCAACCUUGUUGAUCCACUUAAUUCUACUGUAGAUGAUGAUUUAGAUGGAUGUGCUGUAAGCUCUGAAGUUCAAAAGGUGUAGGAAUCAACCUUGUUGAUCCACUUAAUUCAAAUGUAGAUGAUGAUUUAGAUGGAUGUGCUGUAAGCUCUGAAGUUCAAAAGGUGUAGGAAUCAACCUUGUUGAUCCACUUAAUUCUACUGUAGAUGAUGAUUUAGAUGGAUGUGCUGUAAGCUCUGAAGUUCAAAAGGUGUAGGAAUCAACCUUGUUGAUCCACUUAAUUCUACUGUAGAUGAUGAUUUAGAUGGAUCUGCUGUAAGCUCUGAAGUUCAAAAGGUGUAGGAAUCAACCUUGUUGAUCCACUUAAUUCAACUGUAGAUGAUGAUUUAGAUGGAUGUGCUGUAAGCUCUGAAGUUCAAAAGGUGUAGGAAUCAACCUUGUUGAUCCACUUAAUUCUACUGUAGAUGAUGAUUUAGAUGGAUGUGCUGUAAGCUCUGAAGUUCAAAAGGUGUAGGAAUCAACCUUGUUGAUCCACUUAAUUCAACUGUAGAUGAUGAUUUAGAUGGAUGUGCUGUAAGCUCUGAAGUUCAAAGGGUGUCGGAAUCAACCUUGUUGAUCCACUUAAUUCUACUGUAGAUGAUGAUUUAGAUGGAUGUGCUGUAAGCUCUGAAGUUCAAAAGGUGUAGGAAUCAACCUUGUUGAUCCACUUAUUUUCAUGUUGGAAUAGUGGCGAACUAUUUAUAAAUUCAUUUCACUGUUUCCGAAAUCAAAAAGCAUCACUAUAGGGCAUAGAUUUUGUGUUUGUUGUUACCGGUGACUAGUGAUUUACGCCAUAUUAUUGCCAUAUUAGUAUUGAUGGUAUGCUGUUAUGAUAUUGGAUCCUGUUCGAUUUUUUCACUUUCCUCCUUCUUUUACUUUAUAUUGGAUUGCGUUGGGCUAAAUAACAUGUUUGCCUGGGGUUCCUGUGAGUGUUGGCAGUUUCUUCGUGACAAAGAAUCAUUGUAACAUCGUCAGAAUGGCCAUAAGCUUAAUCCAAGGGGCAGUCAGUGAAGUCAGACGAAUAUUUUUAUUACUUGAUGUGGUCAAGACAAACAAAAUGAUAACUCAUUUAGGUCUGAAAUCCCCCAAAAAAGCAAAUAAAGGGAAUUUCCUCAUGGUGCUAGGCCACGAUACACUUAACUCUCAUGAUGAUACAACAGUAUUCUUUGUAUGUUCUGUAUAAAAUGCAUUCUGUUGAAAUUUAAAGGGCAUGCAUUUUUUUGAAUAAAAUUAAUUUCUAUUAGAA
Messenger RNA from Lineus longissimus, 4466 nucleotides. Its product is annotated as N-acetylated-alpha-linked acidic dipeptidase 2-like. The coding region runs from base 127 to 2496 and encodes 789 amino acids. NCBI's taxonomy places the organism in Eukaryota, Metazoa, Nemertea, Pilidiophora, Heteronemertea, Lineidae. The record is from RefSeq and is a predicted model, not a curated record. The transcript is spliced from 16 exons. Gene Ontology annotation, molecular function: carboxypeptidase activity.